Messenger RNA from Diaporthe citri, 522 nucleotides. RefSeq lists its product as uncharacterized. NCBI's taxonomy places the organism in Eukaryota, Fungi, Ascomycota, Sordariomycetes, Diaporthales, Diaporthaceae. The coding region runs from base 1 to 522 and encodes 173 amino acids. The transcript has 15 exons. The record is from RefSeq and is a predicted model, not a curated record.
AUGGCACAAUGCGUGGUCAAUGGUCCGCCUCGCACAGCCAUCAUCGAUGUGGGGAGCUCAAACAACUACAAGCAGCACGCCAAGAAGGCUGCCGUUGCCGCAGCCAACUACCACCAACCAACUCCCAGCUUCAAAAACCUCGUGCAGAAGCACCAGUCCGCUCCGACCACCCCUAUAAGACCUGUCGUCAUUGUGGCAAGCGUGGCCACCCUGAGGAGAAGUGCUGGUGCCGACCAGCAGCAGGCAGCACCAUUGCUGCCACAAUUGGUAUCUCUGUCUACCACCACAAAAAGUCGGAGGCAUAACCACAUGGCCAAAUCCCAAGACGAGGAAUCCACCAUUGCCUUACUCGAGAAGCAGAUUCAGAAAGCCAAGAAAAAGGACAAAACUCCCGGCACAAAGGGAGGAGAAGCCUCUAAAUUGUUCAAUGAAAUGAUGGAAGAGAAAGAUGAGGCCAGCUCGUCUGAAGAUGAGGCCAGCGAGCCUCAAGAGAAUGCGAGCGAUGAGGCACUAUAUGCUUAG